UUUCCUAAAACGUCACAACUUACAAAUGUCAUAUUAAUCAAUAAAUUUUAAAAUAUAUUUUGAGUAGUAUAUGCACACACACUUUUUAUUUAAAUAAAAUGUCGGAUUUCUAUGUCAAAGAUGUAACCCUCCAAGAAAAUAUUCCAACUACAAUACUUUUUGAUAAACAUAUAGAUUUUAUUAAAGAAUAUGGUCAAAAAGAAAGUAGCUAUGACUAUGGUAUGACUGAUUAUUUAAGAGUUUCGGGUAUGUAUUGGGGUUUAACAGCUUUGGAAUUUAUGCAUGCUCGACCCCCUAAUAAAAAAGAGAUUUCGGAAUAUAUAAAAAAAUGUCAAGACCCAGAAAGUGGUGGAAUAAGCGCUUGUAUUAAUCAUGAUCCCCACAUACUACACACUCUUAGUGCAGUGCAGAUACUUUGCAUUUAUAAUAAUCUUAAAGCUAUUGAUGUAGAUGGUGUAGUAAAAUAUAUAGCAAGUCUCCAAUUACCGGAUGGUAGUUUCUCAGGAGACAAGUGGGGGGAAGUAGAUACUCGGUUCUCAUUUUGUGCAGUUGCUACUUUAUCACUACUAAAUAGAAUGGAUGCAAUUGAUAUUGACAAAGCAGUUGAGUUUGUGUUAUCUUGUAAAAACUUUGAUGGUGGUUUUGGAUCUAGACCACUCUCAGAAAGUCAUGCAGGUCUUAUUUACUGUUGUAUUGGAUUUUUAUCGAUAACUAACAGGUUGGAUGCUGUAGAUAGAGAUACCCUGGCAUGGUGGUUGUGUGAAAGGCAAUUACCAUCUGGUGGUUUGAAUGGAAGACCUGAGAAAUUACCAGAUGUUUGUUAUUCGUGGUGGGUAUUAUCAUCACUAACUAUUCUAGGAAGGCUUUGUUGGAUAAAUGCAUCAUCAUUGAAAAACUUUAUUCUGGCUUGUCAAGAUACUGAAACUGGAGGAUUUGCAGAUAGACCUGGGGAUGUUCCAGAUCCUUUCCAUACAAUAUUUGGAUUAGCUGCAUUAUCACUUUUAGGACAUGAUUCUGUGAAACAAGUUAACCCUACUUAUUGUAUGCCACAAGAAGUUAUUGAUAGGCUACAGUUGAAACCUCAAAAAUUAUGAGUUUUACAGCACACAGUAUUGUUUGAAAGUAAAUUUCAAGCAUUGCUUAUGUUAUAAUAAGAUCAAAAUCGUGUUUUUAUUAAUUUAAAGGACAUACCAAAAAUAAGUUUAAUACUACAAAAUUACAUGGAACUGAAUGAUUUCUGACAUUUUAACUACUAAACCAUAUAUGAAUAUAUUUUUGAAAAUGCCUAUUAUAGAUUUCAAUUACAAUAAUAAAGUUAAAAAAAAUAGAAGAAAA
Molecule: messenger RNA, 1335 nt
Organism: Diorhabda sublineata
Lineage: Eukaryota; Metazoa; Arthropoda; Insecta; Coleoptera; Chrysomelidae
Gene: betaggt-II
Product: geranylgeranyl transferase type-2 subunit beta
Exons: 3
Coding region: 99-1094 (331 amino acids)
Biological process (GO): protein geranylgeranylation
Cellular component (GO): Rab-protein geranylgeranyltransferase complex
Molecular function (GO): Rab geranylgeranyltransferase activity
Source: RefSeq, a predicted model, not a curated record